Messenger RNA from Raphanus sativus (radish), 576 nucleotides. Its product is annotated as protein yippee-like At5g53940. Gene Ontology annotation, cellular component: ubiquitin ligase complex. The transcript has 5 exons. The coding region runs from base 46 to 426 and encodes 126 amino acids. Lineage: Eukaryota; Viridiplantae; Streptophyta; Magnoliopsida; Brassicales; Brassicaceae. The record is from RefSeq and is a predicted model, not a curated record.
UGGUAAGAAACAAAACAGAGACGAGAGAGAAAGAAGAGAGCAAGAAUGGGAAGGAUAUUCACGGUGGAGCUUGAGGGAAGAUCUUACAGAUGCAGGUUCUGCAGAACCCAUCUCGCUCUCCCCGAUGAUCUUAUCUCCAAGUCUUUCCAUUGCCGCAGAGGAAAGGCUUACCUGUUUAAUCGUUCAGUGAACAUAAGUAUGGGUCCUUUAGAGGAAAGAAUGAUGCUUUCUGGUAUGCACACUGUUGCUGAUAUUUUCUGUUGCUGUUGCGGACAGAAUGUUGGUUGGAAAUAUGAAUCAGCGCAUGAGAAAGCUCAGAAGUACAAAGAAGGGAAAUUUGUUCUGGAAAGGGGAAGGAUCGUGGAUGAAAUCGAUUUAUCAACAGAGGUUUACAUCGAUACUCCAAGCGACACAGAAGAUUCUUGAAUGUUAGCUUUAGAUUCUUACCUUCCUUAGUUCCUUGUGUGUGUGUGUGUGGGGAAUAAUGUUCGUCAAGAUCAGAGCUUGUUAGUGUAAAAUAUGUAGCAUGAGGUUUAUAAAAGGAUGUGUUUGAGAAUGAAGUUGUUGUGUUGUUUA